AUGCUCUGGGGAUCACCAUCCAAGCCAGAGGACUCGUCGGAGAAGCCCAUUCCCCGCGAGAAACUGCCUCCGCAACUGCAGCAACUCGUGGAUCACGAUGACGGGUUCUAUGAUGAUAUCUACUCCUCCUACUCCGUCGAUUCCACCGACACUCCCUACCGAUAUGCCGGAUACGCCAAUCGACUCCGCACGGUGUUGCUCUCCGCGCAUCGUUAUGUUGCCUAUACCUCCGACAUAGGCGAAUCCUUCCGUCCCGUCGCUCAUCCGUAUUUGGUGCGUUCCGCUUACGCCAUCUCCUGGUCGUACUUGAUCGGCGAUGUCGCCCAUGAGGGCUACAAGGCGUACCUGCGCAAUCGCCGCGUACUCGCCCCGCCUGGCGAGGCCUACAAGGACGCCAAGGAGCUCACUCAGGAGCAAGUCAUCAAGGGCAUGGCCACCGGCAAUGUGGGCGGUUCGUUACGCUCCUCCACGGGGGAAUCGGAUUCCCUGGAGCCGUGGCCCACGACCCGGAUUCCGCUCAUCGAGGAUUACCGUGUGGUCAUGGCUAAGCGGGCCGUGUUCCAGAGUAUCGCCAGUAUGGGUCUACCCGCGUUGACCAUUCAUUCCAUGGUGAAAUACUCGGGACGCGCCUUGAAGAAUUCCAAGAGUGUGUGGUUCCGCACCUGGGCGCCUAUCGGACUUGGUCUCUCCGUCGUCCCCUUCCUCCCGUACAUCUUUGACGAACCCGUUGACGAGGCCGUUGAAUGGUCCUUCCGCACCGCAAUCCGCGCCUACGCCGGUGAGGACGCCGUCCGCUCACUGCCUCCAGCCAAGACCGCCGACCCUGAUGCCAACGCCAGCACCGCAGCCCUCACCACCCACUCCUGGGAGGAAUACAAGGAGGAGCGCCGUCGGGCGAAAGAAGAGCGGAAGAAGGAGCUCGAAGAACGCGGACGGAAAGGACCGUUGGCCUUGCUGGGCUUGGGGGGGAAUGAGGACGCAAAGAAGAAGACGGACUAA
Aspergillus oryzae RIB40 is the source of this 999-nucleotide messenger RNA. RefSeq names its product mitochondrial fission process 1 family protein. Bases 1 to 999 code for a protein of 332 amino acids. Gene Ontology annotation, cellular component: mitochondrion. The record is from RefSeq and is a predicted model, not a curated record. NCBI's taxonomy places the organism in Eukaryota, Fungi, Ascomycota, Eurotiomycetes, Eurotiales, Aspergillaceae. The transcript is spliced from 3 exons. Gene Ontology annotation, biological process: mitochondrial fission.